AUGAUUGAAAGGUUUAUUGAUGUGUUUAUGGAUGACUUUUCUGUAUUUGGUGAUUCAUUUUCUAAGUGCUUGCACCACCUUGCUUUGGUGCUAAGGAGAUAUCAAGAAAUCAACCUCGUUCUAAACUGGGAAAAGUGCCAUUUCAUGGUCACUGAAGGGGUGGUUCUUGGUCACAAGAUCUCCAAAAGAGGCAUAGAGGUGGACAAAGCUAAGGUGGAAAUGAUUAAGAGAUUACCUCCACCUUGCAAUGUCAAAGCAAUUAGAAAUUUUACUGUUAGUGCUGUUUUAGGACAGAGGAGAGAUAAGCUAGUGCAUGUCAUAUACUAUGCUAGCAAAGUUAUUAAUGAAAAUCAAAGGAACUACACCACUACAGAGAAGGAACUCCUUGCUAUAGUCUUUGCAUUUGAUAAGUUUAGAUCACAUCUCAUUGGUUCUAAAGUCAUUGUGUUCACUGACCAUGCAGCUCUCAAGAUAGAAGUGGAGCAGAGAACAAGGUGGAUGACAAGAAUCCCACAAGAAGAAGAUGAAGCACACCACCUUGUAGUGAAUGAGAGUUUUCCUGAUGAGCAGUUGAUAAUGAUCCAAGAAACUCCUUGGUUUGCAGAUAUAGCCAAUUUCAAGGCUAUUGGAGAGCUACCCACCAACAUCAACAAACACAUGAGGAGAAUGCUAAUCAAUGAUGCUAAACACUAUAUUUGGGAUGAGCCUUAUUUGUUUAAAAGGUGUGCUGAUGGGAUCUUGAGAAGAUGCAUCUCCCAUGAGGAAGGACAAGAGGUCCUUUGGCAUUACCAUGGAUCCACAUAUGGAGGACAUUUUAGUGGAGAAAGAACUGUAGCCAAGGUGCUGCAGUGUGGGUUCUAUUGGCCAACAAUAUUCAAGGAUGCAAAAGAGUUUGUAACAAGGUGCAAUGAAUAUCAAAGAGCUGGUAACCUACCCAAGAAAAAUGAAAUGCCACAGAGAUUCAUCAUGGAGUUGGAGUUUUUUUAUGUUUGGGGGAUUGAUUUUAUGGGACCAUUCCCACCCUCAUACUCAAACAACUACAUAUUGGUGGCUGUGGAUUAUGUGUCAAAGUGGGAAGAGGCCAUAGCUACAUCAAUAAAUGAUAACAAAGUGGUGAUCAACUUCUUGAGGAAGAACAUAUUCAGCCAGUUUGGAGUUCCAAAAGCCCUUAUAAGUGAUGGGAAAACUCAUUUUUGCAACAAGCAACUUGAGACACUCCUCCUAAAAUAUGGUGUCAAGCACAAGGUAGCAACAGGGUUAAUUAGUUGA
This is a messenger RNA of Arachis duranensis, 1269 nucleotides long. RefSeq lists its product as uncharacterized. Gene Ontology annotation, biological process: DNA integration. The record is from RefSeq and is a predicted model, not a curated record. Bases 1 to 1269 code for a protein of 422 amino acids. Gene Ontology annotation, molecular function: nucleic acid binding. The transcript is spliced from 3 exons. Lineage: Eukaryota; Viridiplantae; Streptophyta; Magnoliopsida; Fabales; Fabaceae.